Vitrella brassicaformis is the source of this 2147-nucleotide messenger RNA. Lineage: Eukaryota; Vitrellaceae. The record is from the annotation of a GenBank genome assembly.
AUGUGGUCCGCCCUAUCUCCCUCUACCGCUCAUGAAGGUGCCGUGCCUCCCCUGGGCGCUGCAGGCCCUUCCAAGAGCAUCACAGCCUGUCUGCCGGAAAGGAACUUCUUCAUGACAUUGUCGGUCAUGACGAACGAUGAGAGCGAGGUCAAGAGGAUCAAAGAUGAGCUGCAUCAGGUGGGCAGGGAGCAGGGGAGGGAGCAGAACGGAGGGAUGCACUCAUGUGAUGACGAAACAGAGGAUGCGUUGGUGGUGGUGUGUGUUGUGCCCUUGACGAGCCAGAAACUGGCCCUGUGCAACACGGUGGUGCUCUCGCCACAGCUGGCAUCUCGGGCGGUGCCGGGAGAGGGCAAUCAGGAGGUGUACACCUUCAUCAUCUUAGCCAAGAACCAACGGACGCCAAGAUCGUAGAGGCCUUCUACAUGUCGCAGCAGAGCGACAGCGGACCGAUGAUGGAGCUGAUUCAAUAUGUAGGUCAUCCCUAGACCAGAGAGAGGGGGAAGAGGCUGACCAACCUCUGGUUGUGUGGCUUCCUUCUCUUGUCAGGGCCGGCUGCACAUGCCGCACAUCAACACAAACGCGGCGAAGAGAAUGAGGAGCAGACCGCGGAGAACUUCUAUGGCCGGUGGCGCUAGAUUAUAGUGCCUAUCCGGCACUGAGGCCGGGAGGGCCGACGGAGGAGGAGUUCAAGGCGGACGACCAGGAGACGCGGCAGUGGUUGCGGGGGUACGGCCGACCAGAGGCGGAGAUAGCCGAGAAGAUAGCGGCACAGAGGCGGGGAGGCGCACUUGAGGAGGUGAGAACGGGAGUCGGGAUGAGGCGGCAGACCAGGGGCGUGCCACUGCACUGGGAGGGAAAGAGGCUGUCAGUUCGUGUGUGGGGGCACACGUCUGUGGUGCUGUCCUGUGGCUGUCUGCAUUCAUCUGUGAGCAGGAAAGGCGGCGGGGGCGACCUCUGGAGGCGGCCAAGGUGAAUACACUGCAGUACAUGUAGUGAAGAAAUGACGGGCAAGAAUUCCAUCCCCUGCCUGCAUGGCGUCGGUGUCUUGUGCAGGCGGCGGUGGAGCAUCAAUACGGCCUGAGGGUCAACAACGGCUCCACAGGGCCCGGGGGGGCUCAGGCGACGCUGUGGAAGUCGGGCCAGUAUAUGAUCAAGAUCCUCGAGGAUGAGUUCUCGAGAGGAGGCGUAAGAGCAACGCACACAACAGACGACAGCAGACGAGAUCGAUGCCACUCUCUGUCUCUCUGUCUCUCUGUCUGUCUUUGUGCAGCCACACUAUACGCCCACACACAUUAUCUACACGGCCGAGGGCCUCAGUCGGUGCCCCCAGAUCUGCCAUUACUACGAUUCCUUUACCAUAGAGGGGCGCACCGUCAUGAUAAUGGAAUACAUCGACGGUGAGUCCGACAAAGUGAGGCAGGCAGAGCGGUCACUCAAGUGCAAAGAGGAAGGUGGACAGACAACUGUUUGUUUGGCUUCUCAAUCCUUCAGGGAAAAGAAUGAUUUUCGAGGGAUGGAAGAGGCGGCGGCCAAGGUGUACUUCAUGGGGGUGUUCACUGCGCUAGGGUAUCUGCAUGCGAGGGGCGUCUACUACUACGAUGUGAAGGUGCGUUGCUUGAUGCAAUCAACUUAUUCAGCCAUCCAUCUGUCUGUGUAAUGUGAUGUGUGCAGGGGAAUAACUUCAUGGUGUGUGCAGGGGGCGGUUAAGAUGAUUGACUUAGACAUGAUUUGCUAUGAUGAUGCCGUAAGCUCAUCAGCCACGCACUCACUCACUCAGCGUCAGUCAAUAAGUCGACAAGUCUUUUGUCCUUAUGUGUGUAGGCCCGCACCGGUGCCGCUGAGGACAUACAGAAGGAGGGUACGUCUGAUAAGCACUCUAGUCACAGAGGAAGAGACGACCCGCAUACUCAAUGGGCUCAUGUGUGUCUCUUUGUUUCUCUCACACACAGGAGAAGGAGACAUGCUUAGGGACCUGCUGGGGCCGCAACACUUGGUACGUGGCGGAUCGCAGCAGAGAGACGCGACACAGUGCGUGCGAUUUAUUCUGAUGCUUGUGUCCCACGCUUUGUCUGAUUGGUGCAGCCCUCGACACAGCCCUCGACAGAGCUGCAGGACCUGUUGGACCGUAUCUCGAGGGGACAUAUCAC